This is a messenger RNA of Durio zibethinus, 675 nucleotides long. The record is from RefSeq and is a predicted model, not a curated record. NCBI's taxonomy places the organism in Eukaryota, Viridiplantae, Streptophyta, Magnoliopsida, Malvales, Malvaceae.
AAUAAAAAUUAAUCCUCCCUAAUUAAACAAGAAUAUAUUGAAACCAAUCAAGUAGCCUUCCUAGAUGUAUACUCUCAUCUUGACUUCAUUUCUUUUGAUCUUUUAGCACAGUGGAGAAAAGAAAAAGGCAAAACAUUCAUGUAUAGAAGUCAUGGAACCAACCUUUUUUUUAAUCUAUAUUUUGGUAAAGUAUUUUUACAACUUCAAUGAUGAUGAAUUUCAUGAGUUGGGCACUUCCUAUCAACAUUCAUGAUAAGGAUCCACUGGAUGCAGUCGAUGCGGCUAUCGUACGCGUCGUGGAAGCUGAAUUGACAAAGGAAAGAGAGAAGACAAGGCUCAUGGAAGAGUCGUUAAGGGCCGAUCGAGCUGCACUGGAAGCGAAGGAGAGAGAACGAACAAUGCUUGUGAGAGAAAAGGAUCGAAUGGUUGCAACCAAAGAAGCUGGUGAUAAAUUGGUUGCUGUUUUCCUCGAAGCAGAUGGUAAUAACGAGAAUUUUGAUGAGAAAGCAAUGAUGGCAGCUAUUGUAGCUUUGCUAAGCCAUGACGGCGGCGAUGACGGGGACGGUGAGUGAUAGCUAGAGGCAACAGUGGCGGUUAUGGCGGCGUUUUCUGUGCCGACCACCGUGAAUAGGCUGAUGGCGGACAUCCUUUACUUUUCUUUUACAAUAAAAGAUA